This is a messenger RNA of Ipomoea nil (Japanese morning glory), 2262 nucleotides long. RefSeq lists its product as uncharacterized. Bases 1 to 2262 code for a protein of 753 amino acids. NCBI's taxonomy places the organism in Eukaryota, Viridiplantae, Streptophyta, Magnoliopsida, Solanales, Convolvulaceae. The transcript has 6 exons. The record is from RefSeq and is a predicted model, not a curated record.
AUGGUAGAUGGUAGUCAUGCUGAGAGGUUGCGAGUGAAGCUGGGUUUUGAGGGGUGUUUUAAGGUUGACAGUCAUGAGAAGAGGGGUAGAUUGCCGCAUCCGAAUGGUUUGAUUGAAGGUUUCAGUGACGCCCUGGGGGACUGUGGUUUGGUGUCUCUUCCCAUGAUUGGCUAUCCUUUCACUUGGGAUAGGGGCAAGGGUACUGUGGACUGGGUGGAGGAGCGGCUGGAUAGGGUGGUGGCUUGCAUGGAUUGGCUGGGUCUGUAUGAUAGGGCGAGGGUGUACAAUAUCCGUACGGACUCGUCGGAUCAUUCGGCUCUCUUCAUGGAUAUCUAUGGUUUAGUACAUGUUGCAAGGCCAUGUAGUUUUCGCUUUGAGAAUGCGUGGCUAUUGGAUGAGGGUUGCAGGGGGGUGGUGGAGCACGAGUGGGCCAGCUCACAGGGCUUGAAUAUGCAGGCGAGGCUUGUUCGUCGUGAUCCUGCAUCAUUGGCCCGGUUUGCAUGGCUAGACAGCAGUCUAAAUUUAGCCCUAUCCCAUGAGGAGGCGUUUUGGAGGCAGCGUGCUAAGCAGCACUGGCUGUGUGGGGCAGAUCGUAAUACCAAGUACUUCCAUAAGUAUGCGUCACACCGGAAAAAGAAGAACUUUGUUGAAAAGCUAAAGAAUGAUAACGGGGUAUGGCAGGAGGGUCAGGCUUUGGAAUCACUGGUUACUUCUUACUAUAAGCAGAUCUUUGCUUCAGGGGGUUCCCCGGGGAAUUUCAGAGUGGAUUCAUUGCAAACACGUGUGACUGAAGCACAUAAUGCACAGUUAUUGCGCCCCUUUGAGCCGGAGGAGGUGCGGGCUGCGUUGUUUUCUAUGGGCAAAGAUAAAUCUCCUGGUCCGGAUGACAUGAAUCCGGGUUUCUACCAAGCUUUCUGGGAUGUUAUUGGUAAGGAUAUCACUUCCUUUCUUCUUAAUUGCCUAUCCCAGUCAACUUUUCCUGAUUGCUUGAAUGAUGCAAACAUUGUUUUGAUUCCGAAAAAAUGUGUUCCUGAGCAUGUUUCUGAUUUACGCCUGAUCGGCUUAUGCAAUGUUAUAUAUAAGAUCAUGACUAAGAUGUUAGCAAAUCGUAUGAAACCCCUAUUAGAAGAUAUUAUAUCGGAUUCACAAAGUGCGUUCCUUCCGGGUAGGUUGAUCUCGGACAAUAUACUGAUUGCUUCUGAGGUUGGACAUUACUUGAGGAGGAAGCAGUUAGGCCAGGUAGGGUGGGCUGCUCUAAAACUUGAUAUGGCAAAGGCAUACGAUAGGAUGGAGUGGUCAUUUGUGAGUGAUAUGCUUGUUGGUCUGGGCUUUGAUGCUAAAUGGGUACAGUUGAUUAUGUUGUGUAUCCAAACCGUGCGAUACAGGGUUUUGAUUAAUGGCAGACCUACGGAGGAGAUCGUGCCUACUAGGGGAUUACGACAAGGGGAUCCCUUGUCACCUUAUCUCUUCAUAAUCUGUGCAGAAGAUGACAGCUUGCUCUUCUUUAAAGCUAAUCUGCAGGAAGAAUUGGAAGUUAAAAGAUGUUUGGGGGUUUAUGAGUCCUUCUCUGGCCAAGCGGUGAAUUUCCACAAAUCGAGCAUUUCAUUCAGCCGAAAUACACAUGCAGAGAUGCGGGAUCUUGUGUCAGGAGUUUUGACUGUUUCUCAGGCGGAGGAUUUUGGGAAAUACCUGGGUUUGCCUUCCGUUGUGGGCAGGAAUAGGAGGGCGAUUCAAAUUCCCCCGUUUGCUAACAGGAAUUUUUUUCAAUGGACGGAGGAGUGGCUUGGCGGCUCAUCCGGGUAUACUCGAGAGCUACAAGGCAGAAUAUGUGGCAUUCUCCAUAGCGUCUGGGUUGCUAGAAACACGGCUGUUUGGGAGUAUGUUGUUCCACGGCCGGCUUUGCUCCUGGGGCGGCAUGCGGCUCAGUGGAUUGCGUGGAUGGAUAGUCAGCAGACCAGUGGAAGCAAUAACACCAGCAGAGUCGUUUCAUUGCAUGCACAAAGUAGUAUCCCACCACCCUCUUUCAAAUGUUACAUUGAUGUCGGCUUUCACGGCUCUCAGCAUGCAGCGGCGUAUGGUUUUGUUGUCUAUGAUAGUGAUUCCUCCUUCGUGGCAGCAGGUUCCGAGGUUCUAUUUGUUAAUAGGGAGGCCAAUCAUGUGGCACAUUCCUUAUCUAAGCAUACAUCUGCUGUAGCAGGAAGAACACUCUGGAGGGAUACACCUCCUUCUUUUAUUGAGCCCUUGGUGGCAAAUGCAAUCUGA